Messenger RNA from Zalophus californianus (California sea lion), 2176 nucleotides. RefSeq names its product collagen alpha-1(I) chain-like. The coding region runs from base 1 to 1062 and encodes 353 amino acids. NCBI's taxonomy places the organism in Eukaryota, Metazoa, Chordata, Mammalia, Carnivora, Otariidae. The transcript has 3 exons. The record is from RefSeq and is a predicted model, not a curated record.
AUGGUGGAAGGGGGUGAGGGGAAAGCGUUGUCCUCCCAGUCAAAUUCUUCAAACCUUUUCCAGAAGCCUUACCUUAUAACUUCUGUUUAUGGCUCGUUGGCCACCACAUCUACAAGGAAGGCUGGGAAAUAUUUUAUAGCUGAGGACACUGAUUCACCCAACAAUAAAGGGCACGCUCUGCAUGGUAAAGGGCUACCCAGUCACCCGGAGAAAUACAGUUUCAAGGGCGCCUGGGGUCAGUGUGGGAUACCCAGCCACUUCAUUCUCGGCGGAGGCAACCUGGGAAACAUUUUUGGGCUCCGUCCGAGUCACGCGGCAAUUCCACGGCAGGAAUUGUGCAAUGGGGCGAGUCGGGCGGGCGGCCGGGGUGGAAAGAAGCGGGGGAGGCUGCCACAGUGCCAACUUUUUUUUUCCUCCCUAGGGAACCGUGAGGCGCGACGGCGCGGCCAGGACGGCGAGGAUCCGGACGGCCUCAAGGCCGGGCCAAGAAAGCCUCGCUUCGCUGCAGAGGCCGCGAGUACAGAAUCGCGUGGGGGCCGUCCCCGCUCCGCGCCAGAGACCGCCCCCGCGCGCUUCCCGGGACUCCGCCGGGGGCCGCGGGUCGAGGGGGCGGGAGCGAGAGCGGGAACGGCGACCCCGGGGGAGGGGGGAGGGGGUGAACGGGCCGCAGGCUCGCCACCGCGACCGCGGCGGGGAAGUCCGGGCCCGUACUUUCGGCUAGAACACCCGGGCUUCCAGCGGCGCCACGCCCCCGCCCGCCGGCUCGCGCUUUCGGACGGUGACGCAGCCGUCCGGGUACGCAGAAAUCUGCGCGGAAGCCGGGAACCUCCCGGGCCGCCGGCGUCUCCCCGCCGCCCCCGCGCUGCCCGCAGCCCGCGCCUGCCCCGGGGCCUCAGCGGGGGUCGCCCGGGGAGCCCAAGGCGGGACGUGCUCUCUGGGCUCAGGCUCGCUGAUAAAUCUUCGGUCGGGUUCAUCACUCAUGUCACUGUUUUAGUGACGUGCGUACUAUUAUUAGCGUCACUUAGAGCGCUCCCGGGGACAUCUGGGCACUCACCCUUCUAACACUGGAGAGGGGAUGCAGUCAUGUUAGGUCAGUACCCUCUUUGACAGAUGAAAGAUUUAAUUCACUCCAUGGGAAAAUCACCUACCCCCAUCUCCAUCUAACUAGUGACAGACGGCGAACUAGGGGCCCUGUCUCCUGGAAGCAUGCAAGGGCUCUUGCCACCUCACCUCCCUUUUCCUCCCAGAAGCUUCAGAACAGCUCUGAGGCCAGAACGUGACUUUCUCAGAGACCUGAUGACGGUGAUGUGGGCGGAGACCUCCGGGAAGGAGGAGGAAGUCAAGUCACCGGGUUCGGCAGCUGGCCUGUCUGCCGUGCCCUAGAGAGGGACCCAGCACCUCAGGCGUGGAGCCAGCCCUACCAGCCUGGGCCUCUUUGCUGGCUGGGUCCCCUUUUGGAAGAGCGGCAGCCCAGUGAAAGAUAGAGAGAGAGAGAGAGAGAGAGAGAGAGAGAGAGUGUGUGUGUGUGUGUGUGUGUGUGUGUGUGUAGGGGGAGUGGCUUCUGGCUGUGGAAUGUGCAAGUACAUGUGGAUUAGGAUAGGAAGGAAUACGCUGGCUUUUGAAUUUUCUCCUAGAUGGGACAGAGUCCUUCCAUGGCAAAUGAUUUCAGGGUCAGCACAGAAUUUUGAGAGGAGUUUAUCUUGGAAAGUGAAGGAUGCUAAUGCAAGUUUUCUAACAUUGCCAAAUUUGGGGAACUGUUUGGGUUUUAAAAUCACUGAGCCCUGGAGCAGCUGUUUUUUCCUUACAAGCCUCUAUUUUGUGAAAUGAGGCUAAAAUACCUGGGCAGCCCUUUUCCCUUGGGCACCCUGGAAUGCUGAGACUAUGAAUGGCAUCUCAGAAGAGUUGGAGCUCCAAAGGGAAGUCGGACCACGAAAGGACAGGACUCUCUCCUUUGAAAACAAAGUUCUCCGUUUUUCAAUCACAAAAGUAAUUACUACUCAUUGUACACAAGUUAGAUUUUUUUUUUUUUGGAAUCAGAAAGAAGAUAAAAAAAAUUGAAAUCCGACAUCCAGGAAACCACUGUUGAUAAUUCGAUGUAUAGCAUUAAUGUAAGCAGAGUGAACACACUCCUUUUUUCCUUGAACAGCCUUUUUUCCUUGAAUAAAAUAUCAUGACA